Molecule: messenger RNA, 1695 nt
Organism: Hermetia illucens (black soldier fly)
Lineage: Eukaryota; Metazoa; Arthropoda; Insecta; Diptera; Stratiomyidae
Product: CLIP domain-containing serine protease 2
Exons: 3
Coding region: 335-1675 (446 amino acids)
Biological process (GO): proteolysis
Molecular function (GO): serine-type endopeptidase activity
Source: RefSeq, a predicted model, not a curated record
GUCGCCACUGUAUCAAACGCAGCAGCUACGACCCAUUCAAACUUUUCCAACGGCGUGAAUUGCAGCGGGCAUCGAGUGGUUGCGAGAAAAACGGCGAAAAGCUAUUCUUUAUCAAUCUGCUUUUCCGCGUCAUGAUAGUACGACGAUAAUAUCUACGAUUGCACUAACGUCGAUAGAGAUUUUGUCACCCACUGUACGCAUUACCUAAUUGGCGCCCUACCAUCGCGAGUGCAUUCGCUGGCUUCGAGAGCGAUUCGUUUCACCUGUGCGCCCAAUUUUUCGACUGUUGUUAGAUUGAGCUUCGUAGAGGUCGUUAUCUACUACCGGCGCCGUGAUGCACCUCGCUAAGUUGCUUGUAACCGUUCUUGCCGUGAGCGCGCAUGGCGUCGCCACCCCCAUCGUGCAAAAUCCGCCCAGCGAGCUACCGGCUGGGGGUUCCGGAAGUGGGCUUAAGGUUGCGGGCUUGCGUACCUGCACCAUCCCCAACCAGAGUGAUAAGGGCUGGUGUGUGAUUGUCAGUGAAUGUGAGUCUUACGUGCGCCUUCGUAGCGAUUUUAAUCUGACCGCCGAAGAGGUGAACUUUUUGAAACGUGUUCAGUGCGAAGACGAUGGAAUAGAGCCACGAAUUUGUUGCCCCGAGGGUUCCGGCAGGUACGUAGAUCCUCACGUGCAGUUCUCGCGAAAUGAUCGGAAAGUGCGGCUUGAGGACAUGGCAAAAGUGCAACCCAAGAAGCACCGAAAGAGAACCGGUGCCCCGAAGUCGGGACCACCGGCAGGCAUCGGAUUGGAGGAAGAAUGCGGUAAGCAACUAGUAAACCGAAUCUAUGGCGGCGAAAUUGCAGAGUUGGAUGAAUACCCGUGGAUGGCUUUACUGGUGUACAAUUCAAGUAGCCAUUUAUCUUCCUUCCGUCAAUUUGUCGUCAAUCUAACGAGUCCCGUUUUAGACGAAUUCGGUUGCGCCGGGGCCUUGAUUAGUCGACGUUACGUUCUCACUGCCGCCCACUGCGUGUCCGGGGCUGUUUUCGAAGAGAAGAAAGGACUGAAGUCAGUGCGCCUCGGCGAAUACAACACUAACACCGAGCCUGAUUGCAUCCAGGAAAUUAAUCAUGUGGACUGCGCCGAUUCGGCCGUGGACGUAGCCGUCGAGAACAUCAUCAUCCACCCUGACUACAAUGAAUCCGCGCGGGAUAUGCAGCACGACAUUGCGCUUCUCCGGCUCAAACAGAACGUUCGAUUUACACAUUUCAUAAUGCCAAUCUGCCUUCCUGUCCAGAGCCACAACCAUUCCAUCACCAAAGCCAAAGGAGCGAUCUUCACGGUGGCUGGAUGGGGCCGAACGAACCUCUUUAACAAAUUUCGAUGGAACAUGGCCAGUCCAAUAAAACUGAAACUGCGUGUUCCAAUUGUCGACCGAGGGAAUUGCUCUCAAAUUCUGCAACCUUACGGAGUGAAGUUGGGUCCUAAACAAAUUUGUGCCGGUGGUGAAACUUCGAAAGACACAUGCUUAGGUGACAGUGGAGGUCCUUUAAUGCGAUUCGAUGAAGCUCUUUUGCGGUGGGUAACCCACGGAGUAGUCAGUUAUGGAUUUACACAAUGCGGUGUCAAAGGUUAUCCCGCCGUUUAUACAAAUGUUGCCGAAUAUAUAGAUUGGAUAUUGAAUGUAAUAAAGAAUUAAAACCAGAUUAAUUAUGUAAA